GACUGCUAGUCUGAAAGCGAGAUCAGACUGAACAUGAGGGUGCAACUGCAUUUGGCUCCCGUAACGGUUGUUGAAUCGGUACACCUGCCAGCCUACUGCGUAUUCCAGACUCCGUACGGCCGUCGGCGACUCUCCGGAUCGUCGCUCGCUCGGUGGAGAAUGGCGCUGGUCGGAGUCAAGAAUGGGCAGAUUCAUUCAGUCCAUUGCCAGAUUGUUGCCGAGGGAUCCACCCGACGCUGCCAUCGUGAACAAUGGGGAAUCCGGGGCAGCAAACUGCAAGUGAGCCGAAGCCACCGAGUCAAUGGCUCGCUUACCGAACGAUUGAUGCUCAGAACGGUGCGGUUGAGAAGGAAACGAAGAAAUCUAGGUACUCGCUGGUGGAUCUACCACCAGAAAAAAAAGGAAAGUUGGCCAUGAGGCGAUCCACAACGAGGUCAUCGCCAGAAAAAACUAUGACGGAUGAACGAUCGAGUCGAGGAACGAAUCGAGUAUAAGAAGACCAGCGAGCGCAGGCUUCUCCCCUACCGCACUGCACAGGUCCAUCAUCCUCAAUUCCAUAUCUGCUACGAUGCGGCCCUAUUCCCACCUGGCGACCCUGGGUGCGCUCGCCACGUCCACUUUGGGACAGGCGCAACCCAGCUGGCCCUUGGGCAAUGGUUUCCAGCUAACCUGGCAGGACAAUGCGCCGGAACUCGCCUUCGAUAGGAACAACCAGACGAUCCUCACUACCGUGCCGGGUCAACCCUUCCUCAGUGCAAGCGCAGGCAAGGACAGAAUUGUCGAUGCGAACGGCAACUUCAAAAUCUCCAACGUGGACCGCAACCGCUGUCAGAGCCAGAAUGUGACCCGGGUCUCGCACGUCUCUCACGACAGGGGCUUGCACAGCCAGGCCGUCUCCAUGAAGGGUUUCCUGCUUGACUGUGGCAACGAAUCGGUCAGCUAUGCGAUCAACUUCUAUGUUCCGAGACAGCUUCCGGACCGUAUUGCCUUUGACCUGACCGUGGAUUCUGAACGAGAGGCUGCAGCACCUAUCGAAAGAAUCUACCUGACCCUCGGAUCCGAUGCUUCGGAAGACUUUUAUGGUCUCGGCGCCCAGGGCUCCUUUGCCUCGAUGAAGAACCAGACCGUUCCUAUCUUCUCUCGUGAGCAAGGAGUCGGUCGGGGUGACGAGCCGGUCACGUCCAUUGAGAAUGCUCAGAGCUUCUUCAGCGGAGGUAACCAAUUCACGACUUAUACCGCCAUCCCUCAGUAUAUCAGCACCCUUGGUCGCGUGUUCUACCUGGGAGAGGAGGACACGGCCUAUGCCGCCUUCGACUUCCGCGAGCCCGCCGCCGUCACUGUUCGCUACGACGCCCGGUCGGUCAGCGGUCACUUCAUGCAAGCCGAGAAUAUGCUCGCGGGAAUCACGAUGCUGACGGACUACGUCGGUCGCAUGCCUGCCUUGCCCGAGUGGGUGGAUCACGGUGCCAUCCUGGGUAUUCAGGGCGGCCAGGACAAAGUGAAGAAGAUCGUCAACCAAGGCUUUGAGCAGAACUGCCCGGUGGCUGGAGUGUGGCUUCAAGACUGGUCCGGAACUCACCUUCAAGAGGCCCCGUAUGGCAAGGUCAACAUCUCCCGCCUGUGGUGGAACUGGGAGUCUGACUCCGCGCUUUAUCCCCACUGGACCGAAUUCGUCCAGAGCCUGCGCGAAGAGCACAACGUGCGAACGCUGCACUACAUCAACCCUUUCCUCGCCAACGUGAGCUUGAAGGAGGAUGGAUAUCGUCGCAACCUGUUCCUUGAGGCCUCUCGAGGAGGCUACAUGGUGCAAAACGCCACCACCAACUCAACCUCGAUCAUCUCCAGCGGAAAGGGAAUCGAUGCCGGAAUCUUGGAUCUAACAAACGAGCACGCUCGCGCCUGGUUUGGCGACGUACUCCGCACGCAGGUCUGGAGUGCUAACGUCUCCGGCUGCAUGUGGGAUUUUGGAGAGUACACUCCUAUCUCGGCCGACACGAGGCUUGCCAAUGUCUCGUCGGAUGCUUUCUUCUAUCACAACCAAUACCCCCGCGACUGGGCUAUCUUCCAACGCUCGGUGGCCCAGAAAAUGCCUCUUGCAUCGGAAAUGGUCACUUUCCAUCGCUCUGCAUCUCUCGGAGCAAACCGACACAUGAACCUCUUCUGGGUGGGAGAUCAGACGACCGUGUGGUCGACCAACGACGGCAUCAAGUCGGUGGUAACCCUCAUGGGCCACAUGGGUAUGUCCGGUUACGCCCAUAGUCACUCCGACAUUGGCGGCUACACCACUGCCUUUGCACCGCCGACCAGCAACAGCUCCUCCGGGGCCAUCGCGCGCUCCGCUGAGCUGCUCGGACGUUGGGGCGAGCUGGCCGCGGUUUCUAGCGCUGUCUUCCGCUCGCACGAGGGCAACGUGCCCGAAGUGAACGCUCAGUUCUACACUAACUCCACGACCUACUCGUACUAUGCAUACAACGCCCGCUUGUUCCGUAGCCUGGGUCCCUAUCGCCGCCGGGUAUUGGACACCGACAGCAAGGUCCGAGGAUGGCCUUUGCUGCGUAUGCCCGUGCUUUACCACUCGGACGACCGCCGGGCGCGUGAGAUCAGCUACCAGAGUUUCUAUCUCGGAUCGGACCUCUACGUGGCGCCUGUCCUUGAUCCCGGACGCAAGUCGGUGGAGGUGUAUCUCCCCGGAACCGACCCCAAGCGAACCUACACUCACGUCUGGUCGGGCCAGACCUACCGCGCCGGACAGACUGUCCAAGUGGCUGCCCCGUAUGGAAAGCCUGCGGUGUUCAUCGUCAACCACGCGAAGAGCCCCGAGCUGGAUGUGUUCCUGAACUUUGUUCAGAAGGAGAACGGCACGGCGAUUCACGUCUAACCACCCUUGUUCCUGGACAGAUAGUCCAUCUUCGACGCAGAGCAUUUCUUUCAGCUUUGAAUCAAAAUUACAUAUAGACUCUAGCAAAACUAGUU
Molecule: messenger RNA, 2973 nt
Organism: Aspergillus melleus
Lineage: Eukaryota; Fungi; Ascomycota; Eurotiomycetes; Eurotiales; Aspergillaceae
Exons: 2
Coding region: 569-2878 (769 amino acids)
Biological process (GO): carbohydrate metabolic process
Molecular function (GO): hydrolase activity, hydrolyzing O-glycosyl compounds
Source: RefSeq, a predicted model, not a curated record